AUGUGGAGUUCGUUGUUACGCACUUUGUCCUCGCGGCAAUCACCGUCAAUCGGCAGCCUACUGCGAUACUCCAAUCAACGGGUGGCAGUGCCUCUGCGAAGCAAAAAGCCUAAAUCCGACAAACCUACGAUGCAAUACUUUGUCGAUUGCCGGAAGAUUCGCGCGGUCGGAGGUGGCGGUGGAGACGGAUGCAUCUCGUUUCUGCGCCUUUGGUGCAACGAAAACGCCGGCCCUGAUGGGGGCGAUGGUGGCAAUGGAGGCCACGUUGUCCUGCAGGCAACGCAGGAUGUGCGUGAGUUUAAUCACAUAACGUCGAUGAUACGGGCCGAGGAUGGCGUGAAGGGCGCAACGAAGGACUGUCACGGGCGGAACGCGAACCAUACGGUGGUGAAGGUUCCGCUCGGAACGAUCGUGAAGAACGCUCAAGGAAAGGUGGUCGGUGAUCUGAGCACCGAUGGGAUGAUGUUUGUGGCGGCUCGCGGCGGUGCCGGCGGAAAGGGCAAUCAGUUCUUCAAGAGUGACCUCGAGCAGGCCCCACAAGUAGCGGAACUUGGGGCCAGCGGUGAGGAGAUGGAAUACACGCUCGAGCUUCGCAGUAUGGCCCACGUUGGGUUCAUUGGAUUGCCGAACGCGGGCAAAAGUACUCUACUGAGGGCAAUUAGCCGUGCUCGACCAAAAGUGGCGCCAUACCCGUUCACCACACUGCGACCACACCUCGGGAUGGUCCAGUACGAUGAUUACGAGCAGAUUGCUGUGGCCGAUUUGCCGGGACUGAUCGAAGACUCACACCGGAACAAAGGACUGGGCAUUCAGUUCCUGAAGCACGUGGAACGCUGCAAUUCCCUUCUGUUCGUAGUGGAUGCUGCGGCCGAAGAACCGUGGCUCCACUACCAAACGCUACUUAAUGAGCUGAGUAUGUUUAGCGAAGAACUCCUCGACCGACCACGGUUGCUGAUCGCCAACAAGAUUGAUUUGCCGGAAGCGGAACGAAACCUGGAGCUCCUGGCACACCACGUGGACAUCCCCGUCCUUCCGGUGAGUGCCCGGGUGGGCACCAACAUUACGCAGUUGUUGCGUGAGAUUCGCAUUCUGCAUGAUGCUGGUGUGCAAACACUGGCUGCGGGGCCUGUGCAAGAAGGGUGA
This is a messenger RNA of Anopheles cruzii, 1143 nucleotides long. Its product is annotated as mitochondrial ribosome-associated GTPase 2. Gene Ontology annotation, molecular function: GTP binding; GTPase activity; magnesium ion binding. Bases 1 to 1143 code for a protein of 380 amino acids. The record is from RefSeq and is a predicted model, not a curated record. The transcript is spliced from 2 exons. NCBI's taxonomy places the organism in Eukaryota, Metazoa, Arthropoda, Insecta, Diptera, Culicidae. Gene Ontology annotation, cellular component: mitochondrion.